CUGAUUUCUACUUGGAAAGUGCUAGUUUCGGAUCUCGCCCUCCAUUUUUUCCUCAUCAGAAUACGCAAUCAGACUACUUUACCGCUUAUAGGUAAGCCUAUAUUCAUAUUGACACAUUUUCGAAAACCUGUUAAUGUUAUCCUUUCUAGGCCAGCUCCUCUUCAUUUUCAAUUUCCGCAAAAAUCCACAGCUACUGUUAUUCGUUGCGAAUGGAUUAAUGAGACGGGUAAAGAAUGUGGGAUGAUGUUUGCAACCUCAUCGCAGGUGGCAGCUCACGUCUCACAGCAUCAUAUUGGCCUCAUUGAAUCGGCCACACAUAUCUGUUUGUGGAGAAAUUGCGAUCGAGUCGGAAAACCUUUCAAAGCUAAAUAUAAGUUGGUCAACCAUAUUCGGGUUCACACUGGUGAGAAACCGUUUCGUUGCGAGCAAUGUAAUCGGGAGUUUGCUCGAAGUGAAAAUUUGAAAAUUCAUGUGCGGACGCACACAAAAGAGAAGCCAUUCCCUUGUCCUCAUGCCGGUUGUGAUAAGACGUUUGCAAAUUCGUCUGAUCGAAAGAAACACAUGCAUGUUCAUACCUCGGAAAAACCUUACGAAUGCAAGAUGAAAGGUUGCAAAAAAGUCUACAGCCAUCCAAGUUCAUUAAGGAAGCACAUGAAGGCUCAUGAGAAGAACUGUCUUACACCGGAAUUAGAUGAAAGUAGCGAUUCAGGGCAUGCAAGUACAGGGACGCCAGGAGAUCCCUUUUCAAAUCUCAAGCCCGACAUUAAUGAGAUGCAGCUACAGUUUCCCUCCAGCGCAGCGCUGAUUCGUCCUCCGUCCUACGGUCCUCCUCCUCCCUAUCCUCCACCUCAUCACCCUGCGGCCAUGUUUCCAGCCGAAAUUUAUCACCAAUUUCACUGAAA
Molecule: messenger RNA, 902 nt
Organism: Strongylus vulgaris
Lineage: Eukaryota; Metazoa; Nematoda; Chromadorea; Rhabditida; Strongylidae
Source: the annotation of a GenBank genome assembly